GUCAAACCCGCGUCAACAUCACGGAGCUGUUCAUGCUGUUCAAAGCACCAUGAAGGGAAACUAAAACAGCUCUGUGUUUUGAAGCUGAUUGGUUUAAUAAAAGUAACAGGAGUAGUGCUCGUCACUACUGUUUGAUUGUUGGCUGAGAUAAAGGAGGAGCCGGCGGAUGAGGCAUCGUUCAAAAAGAACUGAUAUCUGACAAAUCGAGCAUGGCAGGAGUGUUUGACAUUGACCUGGAGACUGAAGACAUCAGUGAUACAGAGGAUGAUGUCUGUGACUUCACAGUGACAGAACCAGAGAAUGUUCAGACCGAGGAGGUGGAGUUGACCAGCGAAAGUGUCAACAGAGACAGUGAGAGAGUGGGACCUGACUGCUUUGAGCUUCUCACUGUGCUGGGAAAAGGGGCCUAUGGCAAGGUUUUCCAAGUGAGGAAAGUUCAAGGUGCUCAGACGGGGAAGAUAUUUGCCAUGAAGGUCCUGAGAAAGGCGAAGAUAGUGUGCAAUGCUAAAGACACAGCACACACACGAGCAGAGAGGGAGAUCCUGGAGACGGUGAGACACCCGUUCAUCGUGGAUCUGCUCUACGCCUUCCAGACUGGAGGAAAGCUUUACCUCAUACUGGAGUGUCUGAUCGGAGGAGAACUGUUCAUGCAGCUGGAGAAAGAAGGAAUCUUCAUGGAGGACACUGCAAGUUUCUAUCUAGGAGAGAUCACAAUGGCCCUUGGUCACCUUCACUCAAACGGGAUUAUUUACAGAGACCUCAAACCUGAAAACAUCAUGCUUAAUCACCAAGGACACAUCAAGCUAACAGACUUUGGUCUUUGUAAAGAAUCAAUUCAUGAUGGAUCUGUCACUCACACCUUUUGUGGCACCAUAGAGUACAUGGCUCCAGAGAUCCUGACCAGGACGGGACACAACAAAGCAGUGGACUGGUGGAGCCUCGGGGCCUUGAUGUACGAUAUGAUGACUGGAUCACCCCCCUUCACAGCUGAAAACAGGAAGAAGACCAUCGAUAAGAUUUUAAAGUGUAAACUGAAUCUGCCACCAUACCUGACCAUCGAUGCCCGGGACCUUAUCAAGAAGCUGCUGAAGAAGAAUCCAGCUCAAAGACUCGGCUCCAGUAAAACGGACUGUGCUGAUAUCCAGAAACAUCCGUUCUUUAAGCACAUCAGCUGGGAUGACCUGCUGAACAAAAGGCUGGAGCCGCCAUACAAACCACAGCUGCAAUCGGACGAGGAUGUGAGCCAGUUUGACACCAGAUUUACCCGACAGACACCAGUGGAUAGUCCAGAUGAUACAACCCUCAGCCACAGUGCAGAGCUGGCCUUCGCUGGUUUCACCUACGUGGCUCCGUCUGUCCUGGAGAGUCUAAAGGAAGGCUUCUCAUUCGAACCCAGAACACGACCCGUACGCCGACACAACAGCAGUCCACGCACGCCCAUCAGUCCUCUGAAAUUUUCCCCAGCCGGACCUUUUAAGUCCAGCAUGGACGGAGAGCCCGACGUUUUCUCUCCCACCUCCCCACCGGCAGCUCCAAUUCGCGGCGCUCUGGAAAACGGAGUCGCCAGUCAGCCGAUCAGGACGCCUGCGAGGAACAAGAAGCAGAAGGCACUUCGGCGAUGAGGAAGAAGUCUCGGGAGAAAAGCUCGGUCAAGUCAACUUUUUUUUUGCGGGACUCAGCGACUGUUGAGGCACAGAGCUAAAGGGUUUGGUGCUUGCAGGUAUCAUGCUUGUUUGGAGUGGUUUAACAUAUACAGUUUCACACUGGGGCUUUCUUUUCUUGAUAUCUGUUUGUCAACACUUUUAAACUCCAUAUUCACCGGAUCAACCUGGAAUGAUUGAGCUUUUUUUUUACGUUGUGACGACUGAUCUUCAGUUUUAUCACUCGUCUCAGGUGGUCACAUCAGUUCAUAAAGCUUUAAUUUAUUCCUUCCAUGUGCUGCACUUAUAGCUGACACUGUUGUAAAUAUGUGAAAAAAAGGAUCUAUAUAAUAAUAUUUUCUACAUAUAACCCUUGACAGAGGGCAACAGAAGCACAGAUUUUUCUACUUAACUUUCUGAAUGGAGCUAAAGUCGAGGUCAGGUAAAUGAUUGAUCGUAAUGUUUCAACAUGCUUUGACAAUUACAGCAAAGGGAAAAUAAUAUAAAGUUUUUUGGGGGGUUUAAUUAGUUCAUCAGCUUUUAAUUAGUUCAUCAGAGUUUGUGCUCGGAGGUCAGCUAUCACAGGCUGACAUUUUAAUUAGAGAGCUGAUGAAGGAUCGCUUGAUGGAGGUCUGAUUUCUUUACAAUUACAGUUGAUCUGUGAGACUGACCUUCAGCCAUCGGCUUAUCAAAAAAAAAACUCUUUAUUACCGCUGUCUCACAAGUGACGAUUCUUUUGACCAAUCAGGGGACCGCAGUGUGUCUAGCUCCUCCCUUUAGGGUCGGAUCAGUACACUUUGCACCCCAACAGAAGGGUAAGGGCAAAA
Messenger RNA from Labrus mixtus (cuckoo wrasse), 2467 nucleotides. RefSeq names its product ribosomal protein S6 kinase beta-2-like. Gene Ontology annotation, biological process: signal transduction; protein phosphorylation. Lineage: Eukaryota; Metazoa; Chordata; Actinopteri; Labriformes; Labridae. The record is from RefSeq and is a predicted model, not a curated record. The transcript has 17 exons. Bases 210 to 1622 code for a protein of 470 amino acids. Gene Ontology annotation, molecular function: protein serine/threonine kinase activity; ATP binding.